AGCUCAGCGCGCAGUUGAAAUGUGUUGUGCAAACACGGAAAAGUUAGUUCCAUCUGCAGCUUCGUGCAGUCAUCUCGUGAAAAGAUGACUUAUCCGUGCAUUGUGAAUGUGUUGACGGUGUUUUUUAUUUUAGCAUCAGUCUACGGUGAUGACUGCUUUGAUUGUGUCCAGAAAGGUGACUUCAAGCAUGGGGUGCCAUCAAUGACAGAUUCAAAUGAACACCCAGUAUAUAGGAAGCGGCAUUAUUUUAUUAUAAUACCAAUUGGCCUUCUUGUGGUACUUUGUAAAUGGUGUCUGUACUGUUGCUGCAAGCGCCGAAGAGGAGCAAUACCGUAUGGGAAUAUGGAGGAAGUAACAGUCACUGUCACACCAGAAACAAGACAGCCAUCAACAAGUGGAAGCUUGACUCAUCCUCAGAACUUCCAGCAGCAACAGCAGGAGCAGCCACAGCCAUUGCCAAGGUCCCUCUAUAAUCCAUUUCAGCCUAUACCACUACCACCACCACCACAAAAAAAUGUUUCAUCAACUCAACCUGCAGGUGAAGAUCAACCGCCAUCAUAUAGUGAAGCAUGUGGCAUGCAACUUCCAAACAAACCGUUUUAUAAAUAAUAAAUUAUUGACUUGCAAGUUUAAUUUACAUAGGUAUUGUUGGUAUGUUGUUUGAAGGGAGAACAUUUUCAUAUGUUCUGCCAUUCAUUGAAGUGACCAGUAUUUUGUCAUCAAGCUAUUAAGUUCUUAUUUGUGUAUCACAUAAUUAAAAAGGUACCUAUGCAGCGUAACCACAGUAUUCCAAUUAAGAAAAAUUCUGUGUUUUACCUGGUUCACAUUGCAUCGCUGUUCUAAGUUAGUAAUGUAACUGCUGUAGGAAAAACAUUAUGCACAACCUGAAAUAUUCCACAUCUGCAAAUAAUGUUACAUAGACAAAUAUUUUGACAUGGAAUUAGCCUACCCAAAAUACUACACUUACCACCAAAAAUAGUAUUUGAUAGUUCAGUCAACGUGCACAAUAUUCUAGGCCAUGCCUAUGCCAGCCCUGCUUCCAUUCCUGUACUACCUGAGUCAUUUUCCUGUGAUUGACUUACAUGAGAGACUUCUUUCAUACAUACAUCCGAUGCCUCAUAGUGUAGUCCAGUUACAGGUAUUUCCUACCUUAUGAAGAGUAUUUACAAGUAACCAGGUCAUUUAUGAGAUCAAUAUUUUUAAACUUAUUCCAGCAUUACAUGUAAGGCUGACAACCAGCUGCCUGCCUCCAUAACUGGCCACCACCAAACUGUGGCUAAUUGUAAACCCAGCCACCCACUUGAUGAAUCUACUGCCCACCAUGACAUCAAUUACUGCAUUACCACACCUUUGGACCCACUACAUACAUUACCAGCUCCUCUGAAGGUAACAGUUGAGAACAAUCUCUCCAGCAUAUCCUCUGUUAUCUCAAUCCCAUGGAUCUAAACGUCUGCUAGUGCCCUUCCCAUAUCUAUGACCUUACUGAAUUUUUCCUCUUUUCUUUCCGUACACUGCUCUCCUGCUCCUCUAAAUUUUAUACUUAAAUUUCUCUACUCACUCCCCCUUCCCCCCUCCCUGUUAAUGUUCAGUGAACGUCCCUUUCUCAGUCCACACUUUAGUAUAGUAGCUCCUUGCUAAUCUGUCCUCCACGCAUCCGGGAGCAUGGUCAGAAUGGAAAAAAAGAAGGUUGGAUCUGACCCAUUACAUCACAGUACUGCACGAUUUUAAUUUUCGACUGGAAAUACUGUCUGAAAUAUUGUUCUGUGUUGAAAUAGUAACAAAACUAAAGGAAAAUGUUGACACACUAAAAAAUCUUGCAUGAAAGUAUAAUGUAUAUUAUUGCCAGUACUGUAAAAUAUGCCUGUAUCGUACAGUAAGAUAUUGAUACUGUGAGCAAAAGUGUGACUUCUGUAGAUACUUUAUUACCAUACUACAUUGAGACAACUGAUUUAAACUGAACUGUAUACAAUAUGAAACAUCACACAGUAAAACGUGUUC
Molecule: messenger RNA, 1998 nt
Organism: Schistocerca serialis cubense
Lineage: Eukaryota; Metazoa; Arthropoda; Insecta; Orthoptera; Acrididae
Exons: 5
Coding region: 85-609 (174 amino acids)
Source: RefSeq, a predicted model, not a curated record